This is a messenger RNA of Aspergillus tanneri, 1626 nucleotides long. RefSeq names its product Zn(II)2Cys6 transcription factor. Gene Ontology annotation, biological process: positive regulation of transcription by RNA polymerase II. The coding region runs from base 1 to 1626 and encodes 541 amino acids. Gene Ontology annotation, molecular function: zinc ion binding; transcription cis-regulatory region binding; DNA-binding transcription factor activity, RNA polymerase II-specific. Lineage: Eukaryota; Fungi; Ascomycota; Eurotiomycetes; Eurotiales; Aspergillaceae. Gene Ontology annotation, cellular component: nucleus. The record is from RefSeq and is a predicted model, not a curated record. The transcript is spliced from 2 exons.
AUGCCUCCUGUCAGACGGCAGCGGACGGAGCCCAUUGUUCGGGUGAGGACCGGGUGUCUAACCUGCAGACGUCGCAAGAAAAAGUGCGAUGAAGACAGACCGGCCUGCCGCGGUUGUGUGCGGAAUAAACUCACCUGUCUGUGGCCGUCCAAUCUACUACUAUCCCAGCAUGCAUCAUCAGCAUCAUCAAUGGCACCUGAUACGAUGGCCCAACAAGACACUCAAAGUCAGCGAGCGAGCCCCGGAUGUGACAGCGUAGGUCGUGAAUCACUUGGUUCGCUUGAUUCUCCCACGUCUCCCCCAUCUCCUGCCCAACAGUCUAGCACUUCGGACUCUGCCGAGCCCUCCUCCUUGGCAAAUGAAGAGCACGCCCUUCUACAACCGAUAGCCCUGGGGAGCGCUAGCGUAGAGCCCAAUACUCCUGUCAUGACUGUGGGUGAUGUGGUGCCUCGAAAUCUGUCAAUGCUUCCAGGCUAUGGCCAAGAAUCCUUCCAGCUACUAAGCCACUACCUGGCGACUACCGCCGAUUGCAUGGCUAAUGGAUCAACGCCCGUCAAUCCAUUCUUGGUCCAAAUCGUCCCGCUGGCUUUUACGAGUGAUCUUCUGCUCCAGCUAGUAUUAACGCAAAGUGCCGCCCAUCGUGCAUUCCGGGGCCGGAACGAAACCGAUCAAGUCGCUCAGACCCACUACACAAAAGCGUUGCAAUUAUUUCGCAGGGGAGUAAGCGAGUUUAUCGACGGUAAAGAGUCAAAUCCAUUGAUGCUCACUGUUGGAGCCCUUGUGAUGUGCUUUACAGAGACCGCUAAAGGGGAUAUGAAUGGCACGAUAUUCGACCAUCUUUCUGCAGCCAACACGCUUCUCACCCGCCUACUUUCUCUCAGCGAUGCAGCUGUACCAAAAGAACUGAAAGACUUUGUCAUCGAAUACUAUACCUACACAGCGGCCGUGAGCAUGAUAUCUAUCGAUGCCAGAGUCAGCCCACAGCUGCUAUUAAAUUUCGAAUUAGAGCAACGUGCACGAUCAUUGUUAGAUUCAGAGUAUGUUGGAAACUUGUGUGGAUGCUGGUUAGAGCUGUUACUUCUGAUCCCCUGCAUCUUCGACUUGGGGAGACAGUGGAUGAUGUAUGACGGACAACCCUCGAUGCCCACUGCCGAUGAAAUUGCCAUGUUUGGCUCACUACAGGCCCAGAUCCUACAGUGGUCGCCUUAUACAUCUGUUACCCCGGAAGUAUUUUUAGCUGGUCGCAUCUUCCAGCAAGCCAUGCUACUUUAUCUAUACACAGCGUUGGGCUGUUUCUCGCGCACAGCGAAUGGCAUGCACCAAGGGCUGGUUCAGACUGCCGUUGCUGAAGGCAUGUCGUAUUUGAGUCAGCUUUCUGCAACAGUUCGCAUUAACUCCGGUCUUUGUUGGCCUAUCGCUGUGAUUGGGUCUUGUCUGACUCAUACCCAGCAGCAGGAGGAGUUACGAAGCCGAUUAAAUACGAUGGUUAGGAGGUUUGGUCUAGGGAAUAUGCAGCGAACUUUACUUUUGCUGGAGCAUAUGUGGUUAGUGCCUCUCGACGAAGCUGGACCGUGGAACAUAUGCCGAGCGAUGCAACAACAUCAAAUCUGGAUCUCAUUUGCAUAA